Molecule: messenger RNA, 818 nt
Organism: Drosophila arizonae
Lineage: Eukaryota; Metazoa; Arthropoda; Insecta; Diptera; Drosophilidae
Source: RefSeq, a predicted model, not a curated record
AAAUAGUCUGGUGGAAAUGUAAUGAAGGUGUUUACAUGUGUAAAAAUUACGCAUACGCAAUGGUAGCCACGCUCCAAUGAACAAACAAUAUGCAAAGCAAAACCACAACGAUGAUGAUGAGCAAUUGAUGCGUAAUGGUGAACGAUUAGACGACAUUUAAAAUCGUUUUGUACUCUUAAUUAUGUUUAUUAUACAGUCCAAUGGCAUGGUGCAUAUAUAAAAGAGCCAACGCUGUGAAUUUUCGCAAACAGUAUUCACGAGAAUUUCAGAGGGAUUAAGCACGAAUAAUAUUUUAGAAAAUAUGUCGCAUCAACAAAUAACCGUCAGUCGCAGUUUUUGGCUAUACGUGGCUUUGGUAGCGGCGCUGUUACAGUGCAAACUGGUUUGCUCUCAAUACAGUGGAUAUCCGUACUAUGGAAUAGGAGGAAGCGCAUCGGCUGGCUCGGCUUAUGGCAUGUUUGGCAAUGGCUACGGAUAUGGAUAUGGCUAUCCGCCGUACUAUUCGUAUCCCGGCUAUGGAUACACAUACCCUGGCUACGGCUAUGGAGGUGGAUCCCUAGGCGGAGGCGGUGCAUAUGGUUAUCCAACUUAUGGUUAUCCGACCUAUAACUAUGGUGGUUAUCCUUAUGCAGGCACGAUGUUUUGGACUUGUUUUUUAUUAUAGACACGGCUUUUGCAAGUAGCAGUGGAGGAUUCGCCAGCGCAAGUGUUGGGAGCGGAGGUGGCUUUUACGGCUAAGACAAAAGCACUGAACAAAUAUUUAAGCUAAUAAUUAGUCACAAUGUGUACAUAUUGAAUAAGUAUUGUACUUUAGUGGA